ACGCAAUGUAGGAAGUAAAUUCCACAGCCUGUCGUUCUUCUUGUUUUGAUAACUCGAGCUAGACUUGAAAAUACACUUGAUUCUGUCCAAAAAUCUGGUCUGUUGAAACGCUGUUGUUUCUCAGCAGCAAUCGACCUGAAUAGCCGAUCAGCUGUAAAGCUGCUAACAUUACGGUAUUAACAGUCCAUGAGUCGCAGUCGGAACCCCCCUCCUCGGGGUCAAGGGGCAGCUCGAGCCAAACAGAUGGGGCUGCUCCUUGACCUGUCCCCAGAUGGAGGGAUGGAUGAUGAAGGAAAUGAUGAAGAGCUGGAAGCAGAGCUGCUCAACCUGGUGGGAGGGGGCGGAGCAGGAGGAAGGUCACAGGGGAAGAAAGCUCCUGUUGCCAUGGCUGAAAUUGAGCGUAUGGCAGCUCUUUGUAUGAAAGACCUGGAUGAUGAAGAGAUGGGCGAUGAUGACUUGGAGGAUGAUGAAGAUCUGCUGGCAGAAUUGAAUGAUGUUUUGGAGGAUGAUGUGGACCAAGCUCCUGCCCCAACUCCUCCUGCUGUCACACCAACCGCUCCUAAAGUGAACGCCACAUCCCACUCCUCUCCUGCUGCUGCACCCAGUGGUGGAAGUGGGUUAGAGUCCCGCCUGCAGGAGCGCAUUGAAAUGUAUAAGACAGCCGUAUCCAAUGCCAAGGCUGCAGGCGAGACAAGCAAAGUCCGAAGAUAUGACCGUGGGUUAAAGACAUUACAAUCCAUGUUAACAUCUGUCAAGAAAGGAAAACCAAUCAAUGAAGAGGAGAUGCCUCCUCCUGUAGCUCUCGGAGGGAAGUCGAAUGUUGCAGCAGAGUCUGAACCAGUGAAGGAACGACAGCCUGAACCUGCGCUGAUGCCCUCCCCUGCCAUCAAUCAGAAACCGCUAAGGGAGGCUGCACCAGCACCUCCGAGUAAUAAGCCAGUGCACUUGAUUCCUCCCCAAAAGCCCACUGCUGCCAUCACUCCAGAAACACCGGCUAUUUCUCCUCUCACCCCCAGCCAGCCUGACGGUCAACACUCAGAGCUGAAACAGGCAGUGCUGAACAGACAGAGAGAAUAUAAGAUGUCUGCCAUAGAAGCUAAACAGAACGGCAACAUUGACCUGGCCAAACAGCACUACCUCACUGCCAAGAAGCUCGAUGUUCUGCUGGAGGCGCUGGACCGAGGCGAACCAGUACAGCUGACCUCACUGCCUCCUCCUCCUGGUGACACAGUAGCAGAGCACCGUGCGCCUCCUCCUCCUCGGUCUGCCCCCCAACCUGCUGCACCUGCUGCACCUGCACCUGCACCUGCUGCACCUGCAUCUGCACCUGCUCAAGUGGCCACUGCUGACUUGCCUGCUCCCAGGAGUUUGGCAGAAGCCCUGCAGCAGAGGAUGGACAUAUACAAAUCAGCAGCAGAGGGAGCCAAAAGCAAAGGAGACGAUCGGAAGGCUCGCAUGCACCAGCGCAUUGUUAAGCAAUACCAGGAUGCCAUCAGAGCUCACAAAGCUGGCCGACCCGUCAGCUUGUCUGAUCUACCGGUACCACCAGGCUGUCCGCCGCUUCAGGGCUCGGAGGGGGCUCAGCAGAACUUCAUGGGAGUCCUGGAAACGGCUAUGAAAAUAGCCAAUCAGGAUGCAGAUGCAGAAGAUGAUGAUGAAGAGGAUGAACAAAGAGAGGCUGCCAAGCCUGCAGUACGUCCACCUGUCCAGAAAGCAAAGUCUCCAGCUCCUCAGGCCCCUGGAGGCGCCUCGGCUCCAAAACUGGGACCUAAAGCCCAGCAGCAAGUGGAUUUCCUGUUGCUAAGGCGACAGGCUUUUAUGCGUGCCGCACUGCGCUCCAAACAAAUGAAAGACAUGACGGGAGCAGCGCAGCACCUCAGACAUGCCAAGGGACUGGACCCCAUGAUCACUGCUGCCAAGUCUGGUCUGCCUGUUGACAUCUCCAAGAUUCCAAACCCUCCGGUAAGUGAGGAGGACUACUCCCUCUCGCGCUCCCGUGCCUCCCCUCGCUCCAGUGAGCAGUUCCGUGGCCUUAUGGAUCUUUUGCGAAAGCAGCACGAGAAAUGUCUGGGCUUUUCUCAACAGUUCACACAGUUGGGCAGCGUGGCUGAGGCUCUAAAGUUUGAGAAGCUUGUUGAGGAGUGUGUGAAGAGCAUAGAGAUACUGAAGAACGCCCAUGCCAAGGGUCAUCCAGUCCCCAAGUGCCGCACAGAAGAGAGGACCUUCAACUCUGUCAAGAUCCACCAAAACCUGACACCCAAUGACCUGAUGCUGUACAUCAUUCGAGGCAUCAACCUCCCGGCUCCGUCAGGUGUCUCUGCUAAUGAUCUGGAUGCCAGUGUAAAAUUUGAGUUUCCUUUUCCCAGUUCGGAGGAGCCUCAGAGGGACAAAACCAACACAGUAAAGAACAGCAGUAGCCCAGAGUUUAAAGAGCAGUUUAAACUCGCCAUCAACCGUGGCCACAGAGGCUUCAAGAGAGUUGUGCAAUCCAAAGGCAUCAAGUUUGAAAUCAUCCACAAAGGAGGCCUGUUCAAGACGGACAAAAUAGUCGGCACUGCUCAACUUAAACUAGAGCCUCUAGAAAACCACUGUGACAUCAGAGAGAUCAUAGAGGUGAUGGAUGGACGUAAACCCACCGGUGGAAAGUUGGAGGUGAAGGUGAAGAUCAGAGAGCCUCUCUCUGGAGCCGAACUGCAGCCGGUCACGGAGAAGUGGCUGGUUCUUGAACCAGUCUCCCCGCUCUCCCCUCCAGAGAGGCAGAAGGAACGAGCCCCAUCUCCUCGUUCUAAACCCAGACAUGAAGCGAGCAGCCAGAGCAGCCAUCCCAACAACUCUCCUCCGCAGUACAAGAUCCACAGCUUCAGCCUCCUCAACUAUGACAAGGAGCGACUGGAGAGGAAGAUUGCAGAGUACCGAAGGAACCGGCGGGAUCCCCCACCUGACCUCAUCCAUCAGCACAGAGACGUGACACAUCGACUGCAGUGGCAGAAAGCGCAGCUGGAACGAGCGUCUCCGGCCUUGCUCACAGAGUAUGAGAACGUGCUGCGGCGAUUUGUCCAAGCCCUCUCUGACUCUGUGAAAAAAUUUUCCAGCCAAGGCAACAGGGAAGCGGCCAAGGACUCACUGGGCAGGCUGAAGAUGGUGGAGAGCGAGCUGGAAUCCUUGAAAAGAAAGCGAACUGGAUGAGAGGACGAUAAGGAAGUGGAGGCUUGGCUGGAGUACUGUUAUCUCUCUCUCUCUCUCUCUCAUACACACUCUUAUUUACUAACGCUACAGUGGGUACAAUAAGCACCUUUAGCAUGAUGCUAAACUGCUCAUGGGUGAGACAGCUGCAUGAACCCGCCUGCUAAUUCUAUCAAACGUUCCUUGUGUAACGUGGUCAGUCAUCUGCCACGGUAGUUAAAAAAUUAAACCACGAAAGGGACACGGAAAUUAAAGAAAGCAUUAAAAUGUGUAAGGAGUUAAUGGAGAUGCAGAUUUAUUUGCACUUAAACAAGACAAACACUACAAAAAAGAAACGCUUUUAAAGUACGGCUCUACAGAUUUACAGACUUUUUUUUUUUUUUUUAAUUCGAAUCUUUCUGUAAGAAUCGUUGGCGAAGAUACACCGCUAAAUGUUUUACAGCUGACGCCAGUCCUUUGGCGUCCAGAGAUGACCAAAAACAUGUGCGUGCUUGUGUGUUUAACCACCGGACAGAGGUGAAAUUAACCCUUUUCCCCCAUAUUUUCACAUGUGUGUAAUGAGCUUAAUCUAAUCUGUCUGCUCCAGUGUUCCCAGAUUACAGUAAUCUGCUCCAUUUGGAGUGCUGUGAUAUGGGAAUAAAAAAAAAAAAAAAAAAAAACGGGGCUUCGGGGUGUCGCAGCCUACAUCCCAUAAUGAGGGAUUAGUGUUUAUGUCACCAAGGAGACGACUAGAUCAGACGUGGAGUCGCCUUUGGGGGCUGGGAACAGGGAGGUGUUAACAGCGCGCCAUGAAUGUGGUAGAAGCUUAGCUUUGCAAAGGGUUCGCUGCUCCUUCUUCUUCGUCAGCUGUUACUUCUUUGUUGUCUUCCUCAGCUUCACUUUCCUCACUCUAAUUCCCCUGCAUCUAUUCGGAGAUUAUUCAGAUCCCCACUUUACACUCCUGCACAAUAUUAAGUCCAUUGUGCUGUCGAUUAGAAAAUAAUUAACAGCUGCUGCAUCAGAUUUUGGUGGAGCCAGUUUACAAAAACAGACUCUGUCCCGCUGAGCUCUCCAUUGGCAGCGCAAUGGAUGCUGAAAAGUCUGCCCACAGGAAGAGAACCCAAUAUGUGUCAGUGUGGCCGGGUAAUUGCUCAUUUCUAUUUCUGUUCCCCUGCAGACGUCCCUGUCAUGGGCACCCAUAUCAGUCCUGCCGACAAAACCAGUAAAACUUUGUAACAAAUGCGGAUACACUGGGAAUAAUAAUUUGAAACAACGCUCAAUGUACAAAAACACGUAACUUGACAAAUGUGCCUCGUUGCUGCCAUCACAACAACACAAGUGUUUGACAAACCGCUGACAACACGUUCCGUUGAUCCAUGUUGAUGCAUCCAGUCAGGAUGGAGCAGACUACUUCAGAUGAGACGGAGAAAACACAUGUUUACAUUUGACUCUUCAGUGCUGAGGAUUUCCAACGCCACUAAUAGUUUUUAAGUCAUGUGACACAUCAUGAUGAUAAUCAUGUGUCUGCACUAAUCUUCCUACUGCUUCUCUGCAUUAGUGAAUAAUCCCGGUUAAAGUUGGCUGAUGUGAUUUUAUAUAACCGAGAGAGGACGUCUCCUGACCGUUUGUAAAUGUUAAAUGUUACGGAGCUUUUGAUCACCUCAUAUUUUUAGAGGCAUUAUGACAUUAAGCCUAACGUGGGAGUCAGUCAAACUUCUUCUACUUCGAGUCGCUGCCACUUUGCGUUUUUUGCAGAUUUUGUUUGGAUGCGUCACAGUUUCAAAAGUUCUUCCAAUCAGCCAGAUUUCAGUGUGGCUCAAAAAUAUUUUUGAUGACUUGACCAGAUUUAAUCAAUCUAGAUUUAAAUAUAGAUACAGAUAUUAGAAAAGAAAGGUUUAAGAAAUAAUAAGUAAAUUUGUUUGUGCAGACAGUAGAUUGCGCAAUUUAAGUAAUUUUCAAGGGUCUGUCAAUAGUUUUCACACUAAACAGAACUGAGUGGAGCCCAUUAUCCUCCAACAAAUUAUUAUUUUCAAUAUGGAGAAUUACUCCAUUUGUUUUAUGUUCGAUAAAAGUCAGUACAAUCCAACACUAAAACCCAACAGCAGCUGCACUUGUUUGAGUUUUCUUCAAGAUUUUUCAUCCAAGCAGCUCCUUCACUUCUACGUGACUAGUGGGGAAAUUAGUUUUUUAUUGUAAACAUCUGUGGUUUAGGUUGGUGCCUCAGAGGUUUUUCCAUAAUUAGCGGUAGCCAUCACUGCCUAAAACUCAUCAAACGGAAAAACUGGACGCCGCCAGGUUGAUCUAAAUGAAUUCCUCAAAUUGCAGGUGAACGCUGUAUUGUUCACAGAGUCUAAGGUGGACACCACCCACAAACGUUCCUGAUAAAAACCUUAACUUCCCUCUAGUCAUUUAAAACUGGAGAAGCCACAUUUCACAGAAACUUAAAUGUCUACAGUGAAAAAUCACCAAAAUCAUCAUGUCAGAUGUAUAAAUUGGCCUGGCAUGGUUUGCAGAAAGAUGAGCUGUAAUGGAAAGUAAAUGGGACUCUGUAGCAGCAGCUGCAUGUUUUAAUGCGCACAAAAAGUGUGACCGCACUGCACCCCUUCAACCCCAUGUCACCCCAAAUACACUCCAGCCACAUCACCCCACUCCUUAAAUAACCUCCUGGCCUCUGAGGCUGCCCCGUUGUUGUGGCAACAAGCUCAUCAGCAUUCAGUGCGGUAGGUGGACGGUCAGGGCCGAGGUAAAGGGACAUAUCGUUAAAGUUUGUCCUGCUGGUGACUCACACUCCUUUCCUCAAUUUACAACACACACACUCCAUUUUUUUUUUUUUUUUAAAUGUUCAGCCCUUCUACUUUGUCUGUGAUCUGUCUACUUUCAUGAUUUAUCACUGUUCGAUUCUUUUCUCCUAAUCAGCGGGAGUGAAAAUAUGUCAAUGUGUUUAGUUUUUUUUUUUUUUAAAUCUGUUCAUUCAUGAAAGGGCAAUCAGUACAUAUGUAAUAUUUAUAUACGGUAAAUAUGCAGCAUUAUAUGCUCCGUCUCUAUUUUUAAGUGUACGUCAUGAUUGGUGCAGCUUGAUAUGGGAAUGUAUGAGGGCCUGAUUGUUGAGGCUUUAUUAUCUUAUGUAUGAGGCCGUUAUUGACAUGAAUAAAAUGGUGAAAGAGUU
Molecule: messenger RNA, 6328 nt
Organism: Mugil cephalus (flathead mullet)
Lineage: Eukaryota; Metazoa; Chordata; Actinopteri; Mugiliformes; Mugilidae
Gene: cc2d1a
Product: coiled-coil and C2 domain containing 1A
Exons: 28
Coding region: 187-3186 (999 amino acids)
Biological process (GO): regulation of transcription by RNA polymerase II
Cellular component (GO): nucleus
Molecular function (GO): RNA polymerase II cis-regulatory region sequence-specific DNA binding; DNA-binding transcription repressor activity, RNA polymerase II-specific
Source: RefSeq, a predicted model, not a curated record